UGCAUCUUUAGCGGAGUAGAAAGAAGUUUUUGUUUCUCUGUGUAGGUCAUUCUAAGGAGGGUAAAGGGAAUAUCAGAAAGGGGAGAAUAAGUUGAAAAUGCACUCAUUCCUGGUUGAACAGAGGAUUGUAUUUCUAUCAAAUUCGACCUGCAGUCAUCAUUUAACUCGAAGGUUCUUCAAAUCUAGGCCCAAAUUCUAAGGAUUGGACCCAAGUCCAGACGGCCAUUUUCUAGAAGCAACGACAUCAUUUUAUGAGGAACAUGACUACUGUAACGUUCUCAGUUUCCCGGCCACCGAACUCCAUGCUCCAAAAGCUGCAAGCACAUAGAAGAGCUAAGAGAGAGAGAGAGAGAGAAAGAGAUGGAGAGAUUGAGGAAGCUAGAAGAGAUGCAGAGGAUGAUGAUUUUGAUGGAAUCUCACGGCAUUCUUACGAAUUCAUCCGAUCAUGAUUCUACUCGCUUCGUCGCCAAUCUCAUCUUCUUCCUUAUUCAACCUUGUGGGGAGCUUGACUUUGACCAAAAAUGGACAUUGGUUUCUGAUUGCAUUCCUAAAAUGUCUGCUGGGUUUCUAGAGGAAGCAUCGCUCUGUGUUAGUCGGGAAGGCUAUAAACAACACACUGCUGAAAAGGCUUUGCAGCUUAACGUUGAGUACAAGUCAGAUUCAGAUCUGUCUCAAACUAAUUUUGGACAAAUGGCUAUGGUUGGGAUGGAUGCGAUGCAACGAUCAAAUUCUACGCUUGAAGAUUUUUGCAGAUCUUACUUUAUGUUUCAUGGUUUGGAUUCAACACAACCACAACAAAUAUUCAGAUAUUUACCUGUACUUUCAUUCACAGAAAGUUAUAUCUAUCAGCUGGAUAGUUUGAAUGAGAAGAUGUUGAAUUCAACAAGCUAUGAAGUUGCAUUUUCUGAAAGAGGAUCUAAGGACGCAGAUAUGAGGUUAAUUUCUAUGUUCCAUAAUGUGUUCAAAAAUGAUCCAUUCAGACCACUGGCAGGUGUACUUGAAUUUCAUGGGCUUUUGACCAAAAGGAUAGAACAACAAUUUAAGUGUGGAGAAGAGUACUGGGCUCUAGAACGAGGGCUUUGUUCUGCAAUUAUUGACAGAAAGGAGAUACAUGUUGAAGAUGUGAUAAAGGCGAUUCAUUUGAAAUCCUUUGAUUAUCGAGUACUGAAUCUUCUCUUGUAUCAGUUGAGAGGAGAACAGGUUAAUGAGUUGCACAUGGAUUUCCUUUCGGUCUCAGAGUUCCUGGUAGAAGUUGCUGAUGACCUGUUUGACUACGAGGAUGAUGUGGUAGAAAACAAUUUCAAUAUUUUGCGCAUGUUUGUCCGAAUAUAUGGAGCUUCAGCCCCAACUAUGCUGGCAAAACACAUAACCGAGGCUGAAGAGAAGUACAACGCUAUGUUGAAAACCUUAGAUUCACAACUGUCCUUGAAUUACCAGAGAAGAUGUGAAGAAGCCACUAAAGAAGGAGGGAAUAAGUCUGGGCAUCCGCUGGGAACAUGGAGUAUACCACCAUUAAUAUUAGAUGAAGAAUUAUAUCGGUCCAAUCUGCUGGAUCCCAAAUGAGCAAUUUUGACCUUUUUAUAUUGACAUGGCUAAGGUAGAAUGUUUUUUUUUAUUUUUUGUUACCCAUUUCAAUUUUUACCCAGAUGUUGCUACCUAGUUGGUGCUACACAGACUUGAUACUUAUUGCAGUAUUAUUUUGGUGCAAUUGGAAGAUCUGAAACCAGAACAUUUAUUUCCAUAAUAUUUGAAAGAAAUUUUCGAUCUGAAA
Messenger RNA from Ziziphus jujuba (common jujube), 1771 nucleotides. RefSeq lists its product as uncharacterized. Lineage: Eukaryota; Viridiplantae; Streptophyta; Magnoliopsida; Rosales; Rhamnaceae. The transcript is spliced from 16 exons. The coding region runs from base 361 to 1563 and encodes 400 amino acids. The record is from RefSeq and is a predicted model, not a curated record.